CUCAGAUCACUUGUUGUUGUGAAGAUGAAGUGCCCUGCUGUUUGCCUUGUGGCGCUGGCCUUGCUUGGCAGCUUGUGCGAUGCUCAGUGGCAAAAUUACAAGCCCUCGCCACCUAAACCACCAAGGCAGGAGAUUAAGAAACCUGUAGAGAACCCACAGAUAAAGCAGACAUUUGAAAAACCCCUUACCUGGACAUACCCUGAAGACCCUCAACCUCCGGAGAAAGUUGAGGUGCCAUUCGAGCUGAGAUUUCCUGUUCCUGCCGCGACUGUUGCUGUUGAGUGCAGAGAGAGUGAGGCUCAUGUGGAAGUCAAGAAGGAUAUGUUUGGGAUUGGCCAGUUUAUCAAUCCGGCUGACCUAACCCUGGGAACCUGUAGUGCUGUCGCAGAGGAUAACGUCGCCCAUGUGCUGAUUUAUGAAUCGGCACUCCAAGCUUGUGGGAGCACAUUAGUGUUGACAGAGGAGUCCCUAGUCUACACCUUCACCCUGAACUACAACCCCCAGCCUGUGGGCAGUUCUCCCGUGGUGAGGACAAGCAAAGCUGCUGUAAUUGUGGAAUGCCACUACCCAAGAAAGCACAACGUGAGCAGCCUUCCCCUUAAUCCCGUCUGGGUCCCCUUCUCUGCGGUCAAAGUGUCAGAGGAAUUCUUAUACUUCACCAUGAAACUCAUGACUGACGACUGGCUCUAUGAGAGGCCAAGCUACCAAUAUUUCCUGGGAGACCUGAUUAAUAUUGAGGUUAUCGUCCAGCAGUACUUCCACGUACCCCUCCGUGUUUAUGUGGACCACUGUGUCGCUACUCUUUCGUCUGACCCGGCCAGCAGCCCCAGAUACGCCUUCAUUGAGAACAAUGGCUGUUUGGUUGAUGCCAGAAUCACAGGCUCCUCUUCGAGGUUCCAGGCUCGCACUGCAGAGAACAAGUUGUGUUUCCAGUUGGAGGCCUUCAGAUUCCAGGGUGCUGACAGCGGAUUGCUCUAUCUUACCUGCCACUUGAAAGCAACGUCUUCCUCCAAUAGCAUUGACAGCAGCCACAGAGCAUGUUCCUACAUCGCCGGGUGGAAAGAGGCCAGCGGCAUUGAUACAGCUUGUGCCUCCUGUGAGACUGGUGACUUUGGAGCUUCCAAUUCAGGAGUUGUAUCUGGUACCUCAUCCAAUCCUGGAAGGAAGAUUCGUGAUGUGUCCAAAGCUCAGGCUGAAAUUGUCGAGUGGGAAGGUGACGUCAGAAUGGGUCCCCUCACCGUUGCAGAGAAGCCGAUCGUUUAACGCAAUUUCCGGUCACGGCCAAAACCAUCAAAAUAAACAGAAUUAUUGCUUCAUCACUGUCCUUAUGUUAUUUUCUUGUUUCUUGUUGGUGCUUCUGCUCAAACAAGAAAUGAAAACCCAUUUGCUUCUUUAAAUGUGGUCAAAAUUUGAAAUAUCAAAAAACACACUAAAACUGUAAGAAGUCAGAAAGUCCCCCCCGUGCAAAAGUGUAACUCAUCUUACAUUCCCUUGUGUGUUGUGAGAAAAUGUUAGACAUGGACCCCAGCUUUCCGUUGCAUCAGUUGUAACUCGUGAUGGAAAUAAAAAACGCAGUUGUUUAAAA
Stegastes partitus (bicolor damselfish) is the source of this 1585-nucleotide messenger RNA. RefSeq names its product zona pellucida sperm-binding protein 3-like. Bases 25 to 1263 code for a protein of 412 amino acids. The record is from RefSeq and is a predicted model, not a curated record. The transcript has 8 exons. Gene Ontology annotation, cellular component: extracellular matrix. Gene Ontology annotation, molecular function: acrosin binding. Gene Ontology annotation, biological process: positive regulation of acrosome reaction; binding of sperm to zona pellucida; egg coat formation. NCBI's taxonomy places the organism in Eukaryota, Metazoa, Chordata, Actinopteri, Pomacentridae.